AUGGCCAAGUGGCUGAACAAGUACUUCAGCCUGGGCAACAACAAGACCAAGAGCCCCCCGCAGCCGCCCCGGCCGGACUACCGGGACAAGCGCAACGGGACGGCGGCGGCGGCGGGCAGGGACCCCGGCCACGGCCACCCGCACCGCACGUCGCCCUGCUUCCCGCGCCACGACACCAGCGACCUGCUCCGCGCCUACCGCGCGCAGAAGGAGCGCGACUUCGAGGACCCCUACAGCGGGCCCGGCUCGUCGCUGCGCAAGCUGCGCGCCCUGUGCCGCGCCGAGUACGGCGCCCCCGACGACCUGCUGCUGGCCGAGCCGGCCGGACCCAAGCCCUUCUCCUCGGCCUCCUGCUGCGGAGGGAGCGGGACCCCCGCCGCCGCCGCCGCCGCCGUCUCCGCCGCCUCGGCUUCGCCCCAGCUCUUCCGCAGCCACAGCGAGCGGCGGGCCGCCACCCCGCCCGACGGCGCGGCCGUCAGGUACGUCUCCCCCAAGCACCGGCUGAUCAAGAUCGACAGCGGCGGCGAAGCCGGCAAGGGGAGCGGCGGCGGCGGCGGGGGGGUCCCCCCUGUCACCUGGAGCCCGGCCGGCGGCCAGAAGAAGCUCAACAAGUGCGCCGAGCAGCCGGAAGGCGGCGGCUCCGGCUCCAAGAAGGAGAAAGUCCUAAUAGCAGAUGAUUACUCUGAUCCAUUUGAUGCCAAGAGUGAGGGGAACAAGAUAGGCAAAGGAGAAAACACCGGCUAUAUGGAACCUUACGAAGCCCAGAGGAUCAUGACAGAAUUCCAGAGGCAAGAUAGCGUGAAGACCCAGCCGAAAGAUAUCCAGCUGUACGACACACCUUACGAACCUGAAGGCAACGGCGUGGAGUCGGAUUCCGAAAGUGUAGUGAGUCAGCGCCUGAGAGAGAGCAAGUUGCCACAAGACGACGACAGGCCUGCGGAUGAAUAUGACCAGCCGUGGGAGUGGAACAAGGUCACCAUUCCGGCUUUAGCAGCUCAGUUCAACGGGGGAGAAAUGAGGCAGUCCUCCCCUUCCCCAUCCAGCGAUCGGCGUCGACAGCUUCGAGCACCAGGAGGAGGCUUCAAGCCCAUCAAGCACGGUAGCCCUGAGUUCUGUGGGAUCCUCGGGGAGAGAGUGGACCCAACUAUCCCACUGGAAAAACAAAUAUGGUAUCAUGGGGCAAUCAGUCGGACAGAUGCGGAAAACCUUUUACGGUUAUGUAAAGAAUGUAGCUAUCUGGUGAGGAAUAGUCAAACCAGCAAGCACGACUAUUCGCUUUCAUUAAAGAGCAACCAGGGGUUUAUGCACAUGAAGCUGACGAAAACCAAAGAGAAAUACAUUUUAGGCCAGAACAGCCCUCCUUUCGACAGCGUGCCGGAAGUGAUACAUUACUACACCGCGAGAAAGCUCCCGAUUAAAGGAGCGGAACACUUGUCUCUCCUCUACCCUGUGGCUGUCCGGACCUUAUAAAUGCUCUGACCGUGCUCCUUCCUGUGGAUGGGAGACCGUGGAUGAGGGAUUUGGCGGCAGGACUCCGGCA
Molecule: messenger RNA, 1540 nt
Organism: Euleptes europaea (tarantolino)
Lineage: Eukaryota; Metazoa; Chordata; Lepidosauria; Squamata; Sphaerodactylidae
Gene: SHB
Product: SH2 domain containing adaptor protein B
Exons: 6
Coding region: 1-1470 (489 amino acids)
Molecular function (GO): phosphotyrosine residue binding
Source: RefSeq, a predicted model, not a curated record